GAGUUGAAUGUAAAAGUCAUGCAGGACCCUGAACACACCCACCACAGAGCUGCGGUAAAUGCGAACUAUGGAAUUGCUUUGCCAUAUAUUAAUCAGAGAAAAGCACAUGUGAGUGUUCAGAAGUUAAUAAAAGGGUCCACCAUAUCCAACCUCACUGUUCUGCCAUCUUCUUAUCGCUCUGAUCCCCAUUUUGUCCCUGUACCAGUCUUACAAAAGGAUGCCAGUAAAGGGAUUUUAAGUAUGUUACAACGAGGACUGAUUCCUCCAACAGCAAGGAUUACCUUUCAGAAUCCACCCAUUAAACCCAAAGCAGUGCCUCUGCAUCGUUUUGAUGAAGCCCAUAAGAUUACACCUGCAGUCAGUGGUCACGAUGUCUCACAGAAUGGAGACAGGAAAGUUGACAGGGAGCAGAGUUCAACAGAUCCCUUUGACUCUCAAGGUGCAACUCCACUAGCGCCCACCCACUGCCUCAGCCCUUCUUUCAGAAGAGGUAACAUUGCCCCUCCAUCCACAGCCCCCUUUGUUACACCUCAGAAACUGCCACCAGCAAAUGUGAAGGUGCCUCCGAAGAAACAAAAGUCAAAGGGCAUGAAAAUCAUCACAUCUUCUAGAGUUGUGAAAUUACCGUGGGAAUAUGACUUUUUUAUUUAUGAUGGCGUUGUGGACAAGGCAGCCCCAGAUUUCUUAGCUUUCAAGAAUCAUUUUCAGUUAGCUUGGGGGAGUAUUUUGUCCCUCUUGGAACACAUUGAGAAUUUUCUCCAGGACUAUGCAAUACCAGAAGUCAAAAUAAAAGGAAAGAGUUUGGUGGCCUUCCUUCCAGAGUUUGAGCUAAAUAAUAAACUUACCAGACACAACCUUCUCUCCAUGUUAGAGAACCCAUUUUACGUCCAAAUGCUCAUAAACCUUCCAGGACAGAGGUACAAGGGCCAAAAUGGAAGAGUCAAGGCCGCCAUCACAAUCCAAGCCAUAUGGAGGUGCUACAGAACCAGAAAGUUCUUCCUCCUUUUCCGCCGGCAGAAGUGGGCCUCUGGUGUGAUUGCCAUCGCCUGGCUUUUACACUGCCAUAAGGCACGACUGAAGAAGAUGCUGAAGGAAUCCCGUCAGAGACACCUGGAGAAUUUCCACAUCCGAGCCAAGCAUCUGGCAGCCAACUGGAAUCGCAUCGGGACCUCCAGGAGGACUAUUAUCCAUAUCCCAUCAUUAGGAUAUCCCCAGACUGUUCGAGAACGCAUUGUUGAUUUCGACAUACUACAGAACAUGCAGCUAGGGAGGCUGUGUGACAUCAUAGAUGCCAAUGUGAACGUGAUCUACAUCUGCUCCCAUAAUAUGACCGAUGAGUUAAAGCUGUACUACCAAAAAAUCCUGAGUCUACACGCAGCUGUCAAAUCAGGGAACCUCGAAGACAGAAGUGACCUGCAGGACAGGUUCAAAAUUAUCACCCCUGAAGCUAUAAACUUCUUCACUAAGCAUCACAUGUGCCUGGCCACUCACCUGAUGUACAGUCCCAAGGCAAUCAAAAGAAUAAAAAAUCUCAUCCGAGGAAAAGAAGCCUACAUCGUGGGUGGGCUCCUCCACAGAGAUGAUUUAGCCGUGGCUGAUAUGUUAGAGGUGCCCAUCCUGGGCUCGGAGCCUGAACUAGCUCAACUCUACAGCGCCAAGUCUGGAAGUAAACGGAUCUUUGACAGUGCCAGUGUGCCAAUCCCUCCUGGUGUCUGUGGUGUCUAUAGCUAUCAGCAGAUCAUAGAACAGCUGAGCCAGCUGGUGACCGAUCACUUGCAAAUUCAACGCUGGCUCUUUAAAAUGGACUUGGAAUUUGGAGGAAAUGGGACAGCAUUUUGUGACAUUACUUCCCACCUAGAGUGCUACCAGUGGGUGCUGAAGGAGAGCAACAGAUACGGCUGUGAAGGCUGGAGAAAGAAGUGGGCACAAGUGACCAGCUUUGUGAAGAUCUCCGAGGAGCUGGCGGGCAUUUUAGCACAGCACGCACAGCCAGUCAAUGAGAAACGAUUCCCGACGUGGAGGAAAUUCCUCCAAACAUUUUCUCAGUCAAGAGGCCUGGUUGGUUACUUUUCCAUAGAUUUGUCUGUUAUUGAUCCAAGCCUCCUUGAACAGCAGUAA
Molecule: messenger RNA, 2118 nt
Organism: Castor canadensis (American beaver)
Lineage: Eukaryota; Metazoa; Chordata; Mammalia; Rodentia; Castoridae
Source: RefSeq, a predicted model, not a curated record